Molecule: messenger RNA, 1537 nt
Organism: Hemibagrus wyckioides
Lineage: Eukaryota; Metazoa; Chordata; Actinopteri; Siluriformes; Bagridae
Product: elongin-B
Exons: 4
Coding region: 154-513 (119 amino acids)
Biological process (GO): transcription elongation by RNA polymerase II
Cellular component (GO): elongin complex; VCB complex
Molecular function (GO): protein binding
Source: RefSeq, a predicted model, not a curated record
GAAAGCUAAAGAAAUGAGCUGUUAUAAUAAAACUGAGCCGUGAAAACGGGUUCUGGUAACCACGGGGAUGCGCGUAAAUGACGUCAUAUCGCGGCGGUGCAUUGUGGGAUUGCGGAGGAGUGGGGUGGUGAAUGGUGCAACAUAACUUCAGAAAUGGACGUGUUUUUAAUGAUCCGGCGUCACAAGACGACCAUCUUCACCGACGCAAAGGAGUCCACAACUGUUUAUGAGCUGAAGCGCAUUGUCGAGGGCAUCCUGAAGAGACCGCCUGAGGACCAGAGACUUUACAAGGAUGAUCAGCUGCUAGACGACGGUAAAACACUGGGAGAUUGUGGCUUCACUAGUCAGACAGCCAGACCUCAGGCUCCCGCCACAGUCGGACUCGCCUUCCGAAUUACUGACGAUGCAUUUGAGCAGCUCCAAGUGGAUCCGUUCUCAAAUCCUCCUGAGCUUCCUGACGUGAUGAAGCCUCAGGAUUCAGGCAGCACAGCCAAUGAGCAGUCUGUGCAGUAAAAACACAACACAGCACAGCAGGAGGAGGAGGAGAAAUCUGCCGCUCUGUUACGACGAGGUUCCACCUGGACUGAGCACUCAGAAGGGGUUAAGGGGUUUCAGAAACCAAAAACAGGACACAGCCCCCCCCAUCCUACAUAUACACACACACACACGUGCACACACACACACAAACAUACACUUCAUCCAGCUUAUUACAUUUCCUUGUUAACUCUGGACUGACACAUAUUUCCACUUCACUGUGUCUGACACACACAUACGCUCUUACUUUAAACCCGAACGCGGCUUGUUUUUGCAGUGUAAAGAUGUUUGUGUUGUAAGUGUUCAUUAAAACAGAAAGAAAGCGGCGCUUGUGUUUUGCAGUAAGAGAGAUUGUGAUGUUCGAGGGAGACGCAUGCGGGAAUUACAGCGUAUUUUUCACUCGAGCCUGCAUCCAUAGUGCAUUAUGUAAUUUAUCUUUUCCUUUCUUUUUUUUUUUAAUUAUGAAUUAAGCAAACCUUUUAGGCACUGAUAUUAAAAAUCUAAAUUUUACAUCUGUUGUCUUUCUGUAAUUUUUUUUUUAUGUUGUAUUAUUAUGUUCUAUAAUUAUGCUUAUGGUGAUGAGGAAAUACAGUGUAUAUGUAUUAAAAAUCCCAAAUUGGGUGCGUUAAAUUUAAUGGCUCCUUGAUUCCACAGUCCUGUCUUUCAGCCUGUCACCCAGACAUCAAUUCAAUCCCUCACAGCAGAACGGGAGAAAAUGUCUGGUCUCUUUACAAAGACCUGUCCUGUUUUUAGUGAUCGUCAGUUUUUCGUUUUGACAUCUUGUUCAUUCUGAGAUCCUCUUCUGUUCACCACGAGGUGAUUUACGUUACCUUGCCUUCCUCUCAGCUCAUAUCAGCCUGGCCAUUCUCUUCUGGCAUUCCUCAUCAACAAUGUGCUUCAACCCAUAGAACUGCUGCUGACUGGGGUUUUUUAUUUUUGUGCCAUUCUGUAUGAACUUUACAUUUUGUGUUAAAUUUUCAAAAUAAAGUAGACUGUGAGUGUA